Molecule: messenger RNA, 1358 nt
Organism: Lathyrus oleraceus (garden pea)
Lineage: Eukaryota; Viridiplantae; Streptophyta; Magnoliopsida; Fabales; Fabaceae
Product: protein NEOXANTHIN-DEFICIENT 1
Exons: 9
Coding region: 252-1235 (327 amino acids)
Source: RefSeq, a predicted model, not a curated record
CAAUUAUUUAUGUCCAUACAAAACGACAUGUGUUGUGGAUCAAAAGUUUUGGUUUAUCCAUUCAUAUCAUUUCCACACACUUCUUCUUUUCUUCUCCUUCACUCACCAAACUCCCAUCAUUUCAACAAUUUUCUAAACUUAAGGUAAUCCAUAACCUCCAAGAUUGCAUUUCAUUUCAUAAAAUGUGAUUAUUAUAUCCUCAUCACACUAAGUUAGUAGCACUAUUUUUUUUUUCUUCAACUUCUUAGUCGAUGGAAGCUUUAGAGAAAAAAUCUUCAUCUGGUUAUGGUAAGCCUCCAUGGAUAUUUAGAGGAAGUGCUUUGUAUCAACUCCAUCUUGUGAAAGCUGAGAAAGCAAGAGCAUGUAUACCAAAAGAAUUCAAAUUGGUUGAAGCUUUUGGAUACACUCUUGGUGGAUUUUUUCUAGCAAGUUACGAGGAUAGUCCUGUCGGUGUCUUUGAUGAGGUUAUGUUUUUUCAGUCUAUAGAUUUUUUGAAACAGUUUUCAGAUAAAAUAUAUUCUAAAAGAUUUUGUGAUGGGUUGCAGCUUGUUGUGAUUGCAGGACUUGUUUGGAACCGUCCAACAUCUUGCGCAUGGGCCACAAAAGUGUACGUCAACAGCAGUGAGGCUUGUUCUCACGGAAGAAAGGAUGUGGGACUUCCAAGUCAAGUGGCUACAUUUUCUAAGACAAUUACAGCAGUCUCAAGACAAUCCAAGAGCAGGAGUGGAUUUGGUUCUGCGUUGCGCAAUUCUAAUGAUCAACAAAAUGUUCAAAUAACCAAAAUCAAAUCUCUUGAUGCAGAAGAUACUUGUAAUACAAGUCUCACAAGUCCUGCAGUGUCUUCUUCGAAAUUUAACCGUUGGAUGGGACCAACAAUUAGAAUGUCACUUCCAAGUUUUAGUGGUGGGACUGAGUUUAAUCCUAACCUCCUUAAAUAUUCUUGCCAGAUUGAAUGCAGGGUGCAACCAGUGAAGCCUUUGAAGGUUUCAAGAGAAUUUUCUUUAACAAAUUUUGAUGAGAAAGAGCAACAAUCUUUACAAGACUAUGGAGGAGGAAGUAGCCAUUUGAGUAAAGAUAAUAAAAAUGAAAUACAGAAUUUAAGCACCUAUGUGAUGUUAUCAAAACCUAUAUUAGCACUUAGGUUUAAUCAAAUGAAAAUGCAGGUAGAAGCUCCUAUUGUACUUUACCAAUGCUCAAAUUCUUUAGAAACUAAUACUGUUAGCUCUCUUCCAUAAACUCUAGUUUUACAACAUUUGUUUAAGUUUUGAUGUGGUAAUUCUUCUUGCUUAUGAGUGUAAUUCUUCUUGUAUUAAUUUUGAAUAAAAGAAUUUAAAUAAGAUGUGUUCAGUUUAAGACCA